CACUGCUACACCUACGUUCACAGCUAUAACGCCACCAACAACCACACACUCACCACCGCCGCCACACACACACUAGUGUCUGUCGGACACUCGUCAAAGUAACGCCACGCUGACAAGAUCCUAUGUGUGUGACAAUAGCGAGCACAAAGCCAUAGUUAGCAGCUAGAGUGUAACAUAGCACAAACACACACGGGUUGUCGGACACUCGCUAUCACUGGGCGACAGAGUAUGGUUACGCCGGGCAGGCACACAGCUGCCAACCUGCUAAACUAAACUAAAUGUGCGGUGGAGAGCUACUGGGAAAGUGGCUGCAUGUCCGCGACACUACACGCAGCACCGUGGAUGGUAAAGUAACGCUCCCGGAUGGGGGAACUGGGGACUCAGCAGACAAACACUGUAGCUGGCACACCGCUGCAUACAGGGACUAAUCUUGGCAGUUAACGGUUAAUAAUCGGUUAGCGAGGGUUGGUUAUUGGUUAAAUUCUUUUUUAAAAAUUAGCAUCCCUAGUCCCGGCACAAAGUGGUCCAAAGUGAGCUAUUGCUUUUUUAACACGGUCAUCACGUAUGGCAACAUGAAGGUUAUAGACACAUUCCAAUUUAAAUAUUGUUUUAUUAAUAGAUAAUAAUGUUCACAAUAAAAUAGGCCUUUCUGUCUGAACAUACCGAGGCAGUUGCUAGAACGGUGGUUGCUAGCUGGACAAAAGUGUUGGACAGACUGACCAACAGACCGACAUUGCCAUCCCUAGAGUCAUGCCACUAUUGUGGCCAAAGACUAAUUCUCUAUCAGAAACUUUAGUAAGCAUUGUGGGGAAGUUUACAAACUCUCCAGAGGUGAAAUUAUGUGGCGACAUCAACCAGGCUGGACAUGAUAAAAGAUGUUGAACACCUCCCAGAACACACAGUUGUAGAUUACCUGAGUAUAGAGCUCACCAAAACCAUUGCAAAAUAUAAAUUAUUAUGUGUAAUUUUCAAUGAUGCUGCCUCUUCAGUUUAGUAAGACUGUUGAUUUUUCAAGACAGUGAUAAGAGUUUAUACAAGACAGACAUAAAUGCUGACUUUUUCUCUUGAAACAGAGACCUUUGAUUUAGAGAAUGGAAAACAGCACUUACUCUUUUUACUUUAACCUAACCAUGUUUAUGAACCUUGGGCACUACUAUUAUCCAGCCUUUGUCUUUUGCCUCCUAAUCUACAGCUUUAUUGUGUCUGCUAAUUUUGCUAUGAUAUUGAUAAUAAUACGGGAGAAAACACUACAUGAGCCCAUGUAUAUUUUCAUUGCAUUUUUAUCUUUCAACUCUCUGUAUGGUUCUGCUGGUUUGUUCCCUAGAUUCCUCAUGGACCUUCUGUCUGAUACUCAUUUAAUCUCUCGUCCUGCUUGUUUCACUCAGAUCUAUAUUAUUUACACAUAUACUUCCUAUGAACUGACCAUUCUCAGCAUUAUGGCAUAUGAUCGAUAUGUUGCUGUGUGUCAUCCUUUACACUAUCACAGAAAGAUGAACUCUAAAAUUGUCUACACAUUGUCAUUUAUUGCUUGGGUCUGUCCAGCCUGUAACCUUACAAUAACCAUUAGUACACUUGUCAAGCUUCCUCUGUGUGGCAACACUAUACAGAAGAUAUACUGUGCCAGCUGGAAUAUUGUAAAGAUAUCAUGUGUUACCACUGCUGUUAACAGUAUUGCUGCUACGUUGGGGGCCAUAGCUAUGGCCGCCAUUCCCUUUAGUUUUAUCUUUUACACCUAUCUGAGAAUUGUGGUUGCUUGUUGGAAAAAGUCAUCAGAGGUUAGGGGAAAAGUGUUACAGAGUUGUCUUCCACAUGUUAUUUCAUUUGCGAUUUAUUCAGUCACAUCAUUAACUGAUGCUGCACUGACCCGACGAAAUCUUGAGGAGUUAAAUCCAUUUGGAGCUGUAAUUUUAUCACUAGCAUUUAUUGUCAUUCCUCCAGUUAUGAAUCCUCUUGUGUAUGGCCUUAAACUUCCAGAAAUCAGAAAACACAUUUUCAAGAUAUCAUGCUUAAAACCCAGAGCUAAAAAGAACUCCCGUAGAACAGUACCAUCAUCUACACUGACCAUGUGAAUGUUGUAUGUUGUCAAUGAAACAUAUGUAAAAGAGUAAUGUCUAAGUGAAAAGACAAAGUAUCUGAUGUGCUAAUCAACUUUCUUCCUCUAUGAUAAGAGCCAGGCUAAUUGAAAAUGUCUUCUUAAAUUCAGUUUGACUACAAUAUUGUGAUAAUAGACUUUAUGGUACAGUGGCAUGCAGCCAUUGCUUGCCAUGUGCAUGCUUUGGUUUCAGUGGAGAUUGAUGUGAAUUAAUUUAAUAGGCUUCUCAUGUUAAUAAUCUGUUUUAAAUGAAAUCAUAUGCCAUACACAAACAUUGUAUCUCACUAAUAGGUUUUCAUCUAGUAAAUUCAUUCUUUAUUAUUUAAGUCUUUGUACGGUAGCACUUGGUAUCUACAUAUUUUCAGGGUAAACAACACAAUGCAAAAUGAAAAGUGAAAUUUGAUCAUGUAAUAAAUCUGCUCUAUUGUUUAUAGUAAACAAGAACUGCCAGUUAACAUAUCAACAUGUUGUGUUUAUUUUACUUUUUUCCUGCUCCUUUGAGGUUCUGACCUGUACUUUCAUGCUUUUACCAAUAAAUACUAAAAUGCCUUUAAAGACAAUCAGAUCUUUAAAACAUAUGCCAAUAUAAUGAGUAAACAUUUUGGAAAAGCUGGAAGUCUCCCAGAUCACAGCUGCAAACUGUCACUCUCAGCCACACAAUGAUAAGGCUUAUGAUCCCACUGUAGCCACCAUAACCAUCGGUAAUGGUAAUUUAUCAUAAAUAUCUCAAAAUAGUCCCAAAAUGUACUACUACAAUCUACUACAAAUUUAGUUAUUGUGGGCUACAAUAAAUACAAACAGGUGUGGAGUGGUCAGGAGUGAUUUAAGCAUGGUAACUACAACAUGGGUACUACAUUCAUUAUUAAGGAGCAGUAUGUAAUAGUAAGAACCAAAAUAUAGAUCUUCAUUAACCACAAUGAUAUUCAUGACCUUGUUAAUGUACCAUUAUAGCUAACAUCUCAGCUGCCCAAGGCUGUGGAGAAUCAGGAUUAAAGCCACAAUCAAUCAAUCAAUCAAAUUUGUCACAUGUACAUAAGGUACAAUUCUAGUGAAAAGUAGAUAAUCCUGCCAGUUCCUUUAAUUUGUGUUUAAGGAAUAGUAAUGGAUAUAUGUGUAUGAUUGGGGGGUGGGGGUGGGGGGGCACAUUUAGCUAAUUUAUUUGCUGUGCUGGAUGCCGCACAUUAAAGCAAACAUUGCGAAAACUUGAAAAGAAAUGGCGUUCCACCAAUCUGGCAGAAUUUUGUUUAGUCUGGGAAGAUAUAGGAAGGCUCUCUGUUACGUAUGUCAGAGCAGCCUGUUACCCAUCACUAGUAGAGGAAAAUAAGAAUAACUCCAGGUUU
Molecule: messenger RNA, 3432 nt
Organism: Sebastes umbrosus (honeycomb rockfish)
Lineage: Eukaryota; Metazoa; Chordata; Actinopteri; Perciformes; Sebastidae
Product: olfactory receptor 10A7-like
Exons: 1
Coding region: 1092-2069 (325 amino acids)
Biological process (GO): G protein-coupled receptor signaling pathway
Cellular component (GO): membrane
Molecular function (GO): olfactory receptor activity; G protein-coupled receptor activity
Source: RefSeq, a predicted model, not a curated record